AUGGACAUGCCAAUCACCAACGUUAAGGGCAUGGAAGGUUUCCUUAGAUACCGUGAUCUCCCUGCACUUUUCCAAGUUGAUGAUGAUGUUCACAUUAAUGAUCCCACUUUGCAAAACUUACAUCAACUCGCCCAGAAUAUCGCCAAAGCCAAACAUCACAUAUUCAACACCUUCCAAGAGUUGGAGGGGCCCAUACUCCACCAAAUGCCGACCAUAAUGUCCAACGUUUACGCCGUCGGACCACUCCACGAAUUCCUCGCCGCCAAUGGCGGUAGUAGUAACGUUAUAAUGUCCGAUGAUGAUAACAAUAAAAGCUGUUUGGAUUGGCUCAACAAUCAGCCGGUGAAAUCAGUGUUGUACGUAAGCUUUGGAACCCUAUCAAUGGUGAGUAGAGAAACCCUAGUGGAGUUUUGGCAUGGGUUGGUGAACAGUGGGCAGCGCUUCUUGUGGUCUUUGAACCCCCGCCGGUUGCUGACCGACGGGGAGAUUCCUGCAGAAAUCUUGACUGGUUCUCGAGAAAAGACUUGCGUUGUGGAGUGGGCUCCGCAACGUGCAGUGCUAGGCCACUCCGCUGUUGCUGGAUUUUUAACUCAUUGCGGGUGGAAUUCGAUUCUGGAGAGCAUAGUUGCUGGAGUGCCGAUGAUAGGUUGGCCGAUCCAUGGUGAACAACAAUUGAAUAGUAGGUAUGUUGGAGAGGUGUGGAAGGUUGGUCUAGACAUGAAGGAUACUUGCCACCGAGUCAUAAUUGAGAAGAUGGUGAGGGAGCUUAUGGAAGAGCGAAAAGAUGAAUUCCUUGAAAGGGCUCAACAUUAUUCCAAGUUGGCUAAACAAAGUGUGAGACAAGGGGGUUCAUCCUACUCUAACUUGGAACAUCUACUUGAAGAUAUAAGGAGAAUAUGA
Ipomoea triloba (trilobed morning glory) is the source of this 900-nucleotide messenger RNA. Its product is annotated as 7-deoxyloganetic acid glucosyltransferase-like. The transcript has a single exon. Bases 1 to 900 code for a protein of 299 amino acids. The record is from RefSeq and is a predicted model, not a curated record. NCBI's taxonomy places the organism in Eukaryota, Viridiplantae, Streptophyta, Magnoliopsida, Solanales, Convolvulaceae. Gene Ontology annotation, molecular function: UDP-glycosyltransferase activity.